This is a messenger RNA of Chenopodium quinoa (quinoa), 1768 nucleotides long. Its product is annotated as protein FAR1-RELATED SEQUENCE 7-like. The transcript has 2 exons. The record is from RefSeq and is a predicted model, not a curated record. The coding region runs from base 420 to 815 and encodes 131 amino acids. NCBI's taxonomy places the organism in Eukaryota, Viridiplantae, Streptophyta, Magnoliopsida, Caryophyllales, Amaranthaceae.
AUUUUUUUUCCUAAAUAUUUAAAAUUUGAGAUGUACAGAUUUUUUUAAAUGUUCAAAAUUCGCAAUUGUUUAGAUUUUAUUUACUAAAUGUUUAAAAGUAUAGGCGUGAUGUAUUGCGAUUUUCAGAUUUUUUAACUAAAUAUUCAAAAUUUGUGAUGUGGAAUUUCGCAAUUUCUAUGUUACUCCCGGAGUACCGUCAGCAUGGUACUCCGGGUUCCAAAACGACGGCGUUUCUGCUGCUGGGGCAUUAAGUAUAUAAUCAACCUGCUCUUUCUCCAUUAUCACUCCUUCCUAAUUUUCUCCCUUCUUGAUAUACUUUUUUCCCUCUAUUUUUUCAAUUGCAAAUUUUUCUCUUCGAUUUUUCUCUCAAAUCAAUCACUCUUUUUCCUCUUUUCAUCAAUUACUUUUCUUAAUUGAAUAUGAUUUUGCGAAAUUUGCUAGGUAUUGAGGCCGAUGAUGCUCGUUGUACUGAAUCUGCUCUUGUUGAUUUUGAUGCGGAAAUCAUUACAGAGCAAGCGGACGACCAUGAAUUUGAUUCAUCAUCAGCAGUUGGUCAACACGUUUACUCAGAAGCAGAUACAUCUGAAUUGCUUGAUGCUGAAGUCAAGGAUGCUGAUGAAGCAUAUAAUCUGUAUAACAAUUAUGCUUAUAGGUUUGGAUUUAGUAUUCGGAAAGGGAAGACAAGGCCUCGAAAUGAUGGGACUGUAUGUGCAAGGGAGUUUGUUUGUUCAAAAGAAGGGUUUAAAAAACAAAGUCUUCUAAAGCGAUAUACUAAGACAGACUGGAUGCAAAGCUCAUGUACCGUUUGCUGUUGAUAAGUCAGGUGUCCAUCGUUGUAAAAGACAUGUUAUGGACCACAACCACAAAUUGGUUGAUGUUGAUAAAAGACAUUGGUUAAGAUCUCAAAGAAAUGUAAGUAAGGAUCAAUUGGAUAUGUUCACUUCCUGGAAAGACAAUGGUAUGGGUGUAAGUGAUGCAUAUCGAUUUGUUAGGAAAGAGAGUGGUGGUUUUCAAUCAUUUGGUUGUGUUGUUAAAGAUGUUUAUAAUGCAGUAGGAAAGGAGAAGAUAAAGAAGAUUGAAGGUUGUGACACUAAGCAGUUGUUAAAAAUGUUUGCUGAGAGGCAAGCUAAGGAGACUGACUUCUACUAUGAUUUGGAGCUUGAUGAGAAAGGGCACAUCAUUAGUUUCUUUUGGAGAGAUGGGAUUAUGAAACAUUUUCAGAUUUGCUAGUGUUUGAUACAACUUAUCGAACCAAUAAAUAUGCCAUGAUUUGUGCUCCGUUUGUGGGAAUGAACCACCACAACAAAAAUGUCAUGUUUGGAGUUGGGUUUCUUUUGAAUGAAAAGCAUGAUUCUUUCAUUUGGUUGUACAAUACAUUUCUAAGAUCUAUGGGACAAAUUCAGCCUAUAACUAUCAUGACGGAUCAAUGUCAAUCAAUGGCCAAAGCUAUUUCUAUUGCUUUCCCUAAUUCUUGUCAUCGUCUUUGUACUUGGCAUAUUGGUAAAAAUGCAACAAAGAAUAUUCCUCACUUAAAAGCUUUGAAAGGAUUUAACAGUAUCUUCAAUUAUGUCUUGAAGUAUACUGAUACAGAAGCAGAGUUUGAGCAUUACUGGGCAAGGUAAUUAUAUUUAGUAUUAUUUAGUUCAUGUUGUUCUGAUGAGUGUUUCAUAUUAUUUUAUUUUUAGAAUAUGUUAGCUCGUGUAUAAUUACAUGUUAUUUUAUGUGGGCAAGUUAUUUUUAAUGCAUGAAUAUAUCAUGUUAUGUUGAA